Molecule: messenger RNA, 5758 nt
Organism: Octopus bimaculoides (California two-spot octopus)
Lineage: Eukaryota; Metazoa; Mollusca; Cephalopoda; Octopoda; Octopodidae
Product: protocadherin Fat 1
Biological process (GO): homophilic cell-cell adhesion
Cellular component (GO): plasma membrane
Molecular function (GO): calcium ion binding
Source: RefSeq, a predicted model, not a curated record
CCACCUGCAGACUUUCAGCCCGUAUCCGCGCAAUGGCGCAAGUGUGCCGCCAUCGCUCCCACCACCCCCACCGUCGAACUCAGCAUCCGACACAGACUCUAUACAGAAACCAACCUGGGAGCUUGAUUAUCCAAACAUCUUGGAAAAUUAUACGGAAUCAGAAAGGAAAAAUUCCAUGAACUUGGCCAAAGCCAUGCCUAUACAAGACCCUUCUCCUCUUUUCCACCGCAACCUUUCUGGACGUGAUACCUCAUCUUAUGGCAGUCUACCGAUGACUGGGUCCGAAGAAGACCUUCCUGAUGGACAUCAUACGUUUCGGAAUACCUUUGGUAAAAUUCUCAAGGACAACAAAAUUCGUGAAGGCUAUCAUUGGGACACCUCAGACUGGGCGGCUCCACACACCACGUUACCAAACAUCAGUGAGGUACCAGUGAAAGAAAUUUUGGAUUCUCCAAGCUCCACUCCACAGAGUAAUGACUCAAACACGCAUGUAGAUGAUGUCAAUGAUGCUGAUAUGGACGACAUGGAUAACGACUCUGAAUACUGCGGGGAUUGUGAAUGUGGCGAAAACGACGACGACAACAACGCUGCCGACUUCCAUCCUGCUGCCAACUUCCACCAUUUCCUUGAAUUAGCGCCUUAUGCCGAUGAGGUCAACGAGGGACCUCAGCGGUUCCAUCCUAACUUCAUGCCGGACUUCGACCAGCCACCUGGUGGUGCUGCCCUCGACAACUGGCCAGCUCCACCGGGCGCUGAAAACGGCAACCAGCCACCACAUAGUGAUGAAGAGGAGAACAGCGAGAGGUGCCGGUUGCGGCGUCACCUACGUAGGGGUGCUGCUCUAGCUAGGUACCCUCCACUCGAUGCCAGCGACUAUGAACAUUCAACGGCAGCAAUGGCGGACGACAUGAGUGUGUCGGUGGGCGGCUGUACAUCGACGAACGUCUCUUGCUCUGACAUUUCCGGACUCUGUGACAUCGAUGACAGUGAUAUGAACAUUACAGAUGAGAGUGACAAUGACAUCCAUCCUGUGAAGUUUAACAGCGCCCACCUUCACACCCAGGUGUGAAGUUCUUCGCCUCUUCCUACCCCCAUCCUGUGCUCACCUUCACAGCCAGGUGUGAAGUUCUCUUCUUCUUCCUAACAUCCCAGCGCUCUACUUCACAUCCAGGUGUAAAGUUAUACAUAUAUAUAUAUAUAUAUCUAUAUACACACACACACACACACGCACAUAUAUAUAUAUAUAUAUAUAUAUAUAUAUAUAUAUGUGUGUGUGUGUGUGUAUAUAAUAUAUAUGCAUCUUCCUAAUGCCCCAGCUACAACAUUCACAGAAAAACUAUAAUAUAAGAAAAAAAAAAUACAAACUCCUCCCACCACCACCACCAAUACAAAAACAAAUUAAAUGGACUUUAAACAAAAAUUAUACACAUUCAUACAUAUAUAUACAUAUAUAAUCACACACACACAUGUAUUUAUAUAUACACACACACACACACACACACACAUGCAUAUGUAUUGAUAUAUAUACAUAUAUAUGUAUAUAUAUAUAUAUAUAUAUAUAUAUAUAUAUAUAUAUAUAUAUAUAUAUAUAUAUAUAUAUAUACGUAUAUAUGAUAUACAUAUAUAUAUAUAUCUAUAUACACACAUUAACUGACUUGGAUAUAGACAAAAGAGUAUAUGCAACACAUACCACCCCAAAAAUCAACCCACCUAAACAUGAACAUAUGCUUGUAUGUGUAACUAUAUGUGUGUAUUCAUAUAAAUAUAUAUAUGUAUACAUAUAUAUGUGUGUAUGUGUGUGUGUAUAUAUAUAUAUACUCCUUACCUGCUCCCAAUCACGUGCACACACACACACACACACACACACGCACACAUACUUAUACAUGACCAUACACACAUCCAAAUGUAAAAAUAAAACUUACAGUGGCAUCACCUCGGGUCCAUUAUAAAUGGAUCUAUGCCCUGCCUUCUCAAGCUAGCGAUGCCUUUUCCUUUCUAAACUAGGGCCAUUAUACAGCCCCGAUGGUUCGAGAAAAAAAUUCUUCAUUAAAUAAAUAUAUUUACCAAUUUUUUUUUUUCUCUCUAAAUUUAAUUUAAUUUCCCAUACCCUAACCCCAUCCCUUGACCAUAACCCCUCCAUAAAAUGGAAAAAAGAAACAAAAAGCUCUCUACCCUUCUCCGAUCCCACACCCCACAAAAUCCAAUCCAUGAAACUCCUGACUAUGAAUCAUGUUCUUCCUACCAUACGCUAGUGUUGAAUGGAUGUAGAACAAGGGACUCAAAGCAUGCAAUCUGCUUCCAUUGGUGUUAUGAUUUUUUUCAACAAAACAAAAGGGCAAUAGUUUAUAAUUGAAGAAUUUAAUGGCAUGGCUAGAGAGAAAGAAAGAAAGAGUGACAGUGAGAGAGAGAAUGAGAGAUACAGCAUGAGAAAGAGAGAGAUGUAUACCAUGUGUAUGCGUGAGACAGAGAUACAGAGAGAGAGAGAGAGAAUGAAAGAAAGAAAGCUGUGAUGAGAAAAACAAAGACAACCAAAUAAAUGAUAUUGCAUAAUUGAUGAAAAAGAAAAUGAACUUGUGUAUACAUACAUACAUACAUACAUACAUAUAUAUGUGUAUAUAUAUAUCUGUACCUUGUAUAUGUAUAUAUAAUGUGUGUGUGUGUGUAGAUAUAUAUAUAUAUAUAUAUAUAUAUAUAUAUAUAUAUAUAUAUAUAUACACACAUGUAUAUACACAUAUAUAUUGUAUAUAUGCUGUAUGUAUAUAUAUAAAAAUGAUAAUGCAUACACACACACACCACACACACACUUAAAUGCUUAACUAUAUAUAUACAUGUAUAUGUAUAGGUAUUAUUUGGUAUUGAUAGUCAACUUGUAGAAAUCAAAAGAAAAUAAAAAAUACCAUUCACUCACAGUGGGACACAACCUAGUUUUGUAGAGAAUAAUUUACUAUUUUGGCUUGUUCAGUAAGCCUUCUAACGUAAAACUUAAUGUCCCAAUCAACUCCAUAUAAAUGUGUACAAGUAUAAAUAUAUAUAGAUAGAUAGAUAUAUACACACACUCACACACAUAUAUAUACAAACAAAUAUACUUCUCUUGGCCUGAGUAUGUGUGUACAUGUAUGUGUAUGUAUGUAUAUAUAUAUAUAUAUAUAUAUAUAUAUAUAUAUAUAUAUAUAUAUAUAUAUACACACACAUACACACACACACACAUACAAUAACAGAAGGAGCAUGCAGCUGACAAAAUUUAUAAUCAGUUUAACUCUUUAAGCAUUCAGAAUACUCUGUCAAAUCUAAUGCUCAUUUAUUCACAUUGCUUUGAAUUAACCAUAGAUUAUCUUGUAGAUCUGACAUUUCAAUGAUCUGAUUAUUUGUUUUUAGAAUAGAAUGACAUUGGAGGAUAGGUGUGAAAGGCCAGAUAUGACCAGUUAGAAUAUAAAACAGAAGCUAUGUUAUGACCGGUUAUGGCUGGUUUAGACACUAAAGAAUUAAUAUGUAUGUUUUUAGUCCCCAGGAAUAUCACUGAGCUGAAUUUUAAUGAAAUGUUGCUUGGAUAGAAAGGAAUGCAUUCAAGAAUGGUAACAGGAAUGGUUUACCGUAAUUUCUACAAGAUGUGCCUCACACAACCUGAUUGCCUGUUAUUUUCUUCACGAGUAAUGUUUAUUAAAUAAAUAAUUUAUGGAUCUGUCUUAGAAUUCAACAGCACUAUGGUUGGGUAGUAUUCCUGGGUGUCUUGAACAUUAAUUUAUCUUUAUUUAUUUCAACAUUAAGUUCUUUCAAACAAUUGUUUUAAGUUCAUUGACCAAUGUAUGUAUACGUUUGUGUGUGUAUAGAUAUAUUUGUACAAACACAUGUAUGCAGUAUUCCCUAUCUGAAGAAAUAGUAAUAUUUUCAAGGAAAUCUAACAAAACAACACUGUGAAAAGGUUCAAUGAAUAUAUAUGUCUACAAACAUGCACAUGUGUAUGCAUAUAUGUACGUAUGAUUGUGUACAUAAGUGUGUGUGUGUGUGUGUGUGCAUAUAUAUAUAUAGACAGAUAUAUGUAUAUGCAUAGAUAUAUAUGUGUAUCGAUGUAUAUACAAGUAUACACACAUACAUAUACAUAUAUAUAUAGAUAUAUAUAUAUGUAUAUGUAAAUAUAAUAUUAUCAGUAUAUACAUGUAUGUAUAUAAAUAUAUUUAAAUAUAAUCAUUUUAUACAUAUACCAAUAUAUAUAUAUAUAUAUAUAUAUAUAUAUAUAUAUAUAUAUAUAUAUAAACCUAUAUCUACAGAUAUAUGUUGCUUUAAGACUAUGUAUGUAUAUAUAAAAUUUUUAUGAAACAAAAGGCGGUGCUCCAGCAUGGCCGCAGUCAAAUGACUGAAACAAGUAAAAGAGAAAUGUAUGUAGAUGUAUAUGUGUGUGCACAUAUUUGUAUAUAUGUAUGUCAGAAUUUACAAACAGCAGAAGAUAAUUAUUCAAUACAUGUUGCUUAAUACAUGUUGCUUAAUACAUGUAGUGGUGACAUUGAUUCAUUUACAUCUAAAUCGAGGCAUUGCUACUGUCAGUUUCACUUUUCUAUUAUUUCUCCUCAUUUAUUCUGAAGAGCAGACAUAGUGGAAACUUUAUAUAAUGAGUAAGUGAGGCCACAACAUGGAAUAUAUCGAUGUAUGCAUAUGAAAGUGUACAUUUCUCUCUUUGUGUGUGUGUGUGUGUAUGUGUGUUUAUAUGCGCUUUUGCAAAUGUGGACGCAUGAAGUUCGAUGCAGAGGGUGAUUGAGAAAAUGGUCUUUUGUAGAAUUUUAAACCAAUAAAAGAUAAUAAAAAAAAAACAAAUAAAAAUUUUGAAAUGCCUAUUGUUGCUCUCAUGUGCUCUCAUAUGUCUUGUUGACCAAUGUAAUCCCCUGUAUCUAUGUUAUAUCAUGAUGGGUUUGUCAUUUCUCAGGAGAUGAAAAAUUUAUACGUAUACAUGUAUAAAUAUAUUUAUAUAUACAUAUAUAUAUGUACACAUAUAUAUAUAUAUAUAUAUAUAUAUAUGUAUAUAUAUGAUCUGUUUUAUUCUGUUUUUAUUUCCUCUCAGUUUAUCAUAUAUUUUAUUUUUAUUUCUAUUGUUAUUAUUAUUAUUAUCAUUAUUAUUAUCAUUAUCAUUAUUAUUAUUAUUAUUAUUAUUAUUAUUGUUAUCACCAAUACUACUACUGCUACUACAUUUAUGACGACGACUAUUAUUAUUAUUACUGUUACGAUUAUUUUGGUUUAAGAUUAUGAAAACAAAAAAACAUUUGUGUGAUUUGUGUAUAUAAAUAUAUAUAUGUAUGCAUGUUAUAUGAAUAUGUGUGUUUGCUUGUGCACAUAUAUAUAUAUAUAUAUAUGUAUAUAUAUAUUCGUGCGUAGUUUCUUGUAUAUAUAUAUACUUAGAGGCGUGUAUGUGUGUAUAUCCAUGGAUGAGUGUGUCUGUAUGUUUGUGUGAGUAUGAAUACUUAAAUACUUACAUAAGAGUGUGUAUAUAUAUGUAUAUAUAUAUAUGUAUGUAUGUGUAUAUAUAUGUAUAUAUAAUCUCCAUGAGUAUGCAUGCUCCUCUGCAUGUAAGUGUAUGUGUGUAUGGGUCUAUAUUACCCCAGCCCACCUCCACAAAAACUGGAAAAAAAUGAAAUGAAAAUUAUAAAAAUAAAUUUUAAGCAAUUUAUAACAAUUAUCUUUUUUUCCUCUUAUUAUUUCAUUUCAUUUCACAUCUCAGCAAUAUUUCUUUCUUUUAUUUAUUUUUUGAAAUAAAGAUGUUCAUUUUUUCUUU